GCCGUGAGUAGCACACGGGCCGCGCGCGAGACGAACGCCUUCCACCACGUACGUACUUCCGCGAUCACAUCACUUUCGCUACGUAAACAAUUCGAACGAUUCGUGUUUUCAAACAUAUUUCCCUCAUAAGUGGCGAUUCGCACGUACCUAGUGACAGCGCCGACAUGUAUCACGGAUAGAGCGAAGAGGUGUAACAACACAUGAUGAUCGGAGCCUGGAGCAGCCAAGGGCUCUCGCUCCUUCUCCUAAUAUUGGCUGUUAUAACGCAAUCUUUAUGCGAUCCUGAGGUUUACUACGAGAAACAGCGCUACGAUGGCUGGUUCAACAACAGAGCAUACCCUGAUUGGGGAUCAGUGGGCAGUCGACUCACACGCAAGACGCCGGCAUCAUAUGCGGAUGGAGUUUACAUGAUGGCUGGCACAGACAGACCCGGGGCUCGGGCCUUGUCCAAGCUAUUUAUGAGAGGGCAAGAUGGAUUACCCUCAUUAGCCAAUAGAACAGCUCUAUUAGCUUUUUUCGGUCAAAUAGUGACAGGCGAAAUAGUAAUGGCAUCAGAAUCCGGUUGUCCGAUAGAACAACAUCGGAUUCCCGUGGACAAAUGUGAUCAUAUGUAUGACCCAGAGUGUAAAGGUGCCAAAUACAUGCCGUUUCAUAGAGCUGCUUAUGACAGGAACACGGGACAGAGCCCUAAUAGCCCAAGAGAACAGAUUAACCAAAUAACAUCUUGGAUCGAUGGCAGCUUCGUCUACAGCACGAGCGAGGCCUGGGUGAAUGCAAUGAGGUCAUUUCAGAAUGGAAGCUUAGCAAGUGAAGGUGGAUUACCAUUACGCAACAAAAAGCGCGUACCGCUCUUCAAUAACCCAGUGCCCCAUUAUAUGAGAAUGCUUAGCGCAGAACGAUUAUUUUUAUUAGGAGACCCAAGAACAAAUCAGAAUCCAGCUAUGGUUACGUUUGGAAUAUUGCUGAUGCGAUGGCACAAUGUAGUAGCAGCACGGAUACACAAACAGCAUCAGGAUUGGACUGACGAACAGUUGUUUCAAAGGGCAAGACGUAUUGUUAUAGCCAGCUUACAGAAUAUCAUUUUAUACGAGUAUGUGCCAGCAUUUCUCGGCGUCCCCAUACCGCCAUACCAAGGUUACCGUGCAGAGAUUGCGCCAGGAGUCACCCAUGCUUUCGCAGUAGCAGCAUUUCGUUUUGGCCACACCCUUGUACCCCCAGCGAUACUACUGAGGGACAGAAACUGUAGAUAUGGCAGAGCGCCAGGCGGCCAUGACGCAAUACGUCUAUGCCAGACUUGGUGGGAUGGUAACGAUGCAAUGUCUCAAGUACCAAUAGAAGAAAUUUUAAUGGGUAUGGCAUCUCAAAUAUCCGAACGAGAGGAUGCAUUACUAUGUUCUGAUGUAAGAGAUAAUCUAUUUGGACCAAUGGAAUUCUCUAGAAGAGACCUUGGUGCACUUAACAUCAUGAGAGGAAGGGAUAAUGGAUUGCCAGAUUAUAAUACGGCUAGAACGUAUUUCGGACUACCUAAGAUAAAAACUUUUAAUGAAAUUAACCCACAACUAUUUGAAGAAAAUCCAGAUUUACUACAGAAAUUGGUCCAGGUUUAUAACGGCCGCCUCGAUAAUAUAGAUGUUUAUAUAGGCGGUAUGUUAGAAUCGACUGGACAUCCUGGAGAGUUGUUCAGAGCCAUAAUUAUCGAUCAAUUUACUAGAAUACGAGACGGAGAUAGAUUCUGGUUUGAAAAUGAAGCUAAUGGCAUAUUCACUAAAAUGGAAAUUGAAGAACUUCGUCGUAUCACUCUUUGGGACAUCAUAGUGAAUAGUACAGCUGUUGGUCCCAGUGACAUACAGCGUGAUGUUUUCCACUGGGGUGAGGGAGACCCGUGUCGACAGCCUUAUCAGUUAAACGCUUCUAAACUACCGCCCUGUAAAUAUCUGAAAGGCUAUGAUUAUUUUGAGGGAAAUGAAUUCGCAUACAUCUACACAUGUUUAAUUCUGGCAUUCGUACCAAUUCUAUGCGCUGGUGCCGCGUACGGAGUUGUGAAACUACAAAAUAGUAGACGACGUAAACUUAAACUGCAACAAGAAAACAUUAAAAAUGCACAAAGCAAAGGAUCUGUGGACAAAAUGGUAUGUCGUGAAUGGGUUCACGCUUCACACAAGAGACUGGUAAAGCUUCGCCUGGGACCCGAACCCGCGCUACACGUGACCGACCGCAAAGGGGAUAAGUUACGCACUGUGCCGUUGGACCAUACUGAUCAAUUCACUGUUAUUGAAAGCCAGGAAAGUCACAACAAGCGUCCAUUAGUACUAAUAAGGGUUCCGCGAGAGCACGACCUUGUUCUAGAAAUGGAUUCUGUGACGUCACGACGGAAGUUUCUGCUCAAACUGGACACCUUCCUCUCGCAACAUAAGAAGACCUUGAAUCUUACGCAGGCGGGUCGUGAAAACAUUCUAACAUCAGCAGAGACAAGAGAGCGUAGAGCUCGGAAACUGGAGCAUUUCUUCAGAGAAGCGUACGCUAUUACAUUUGGGUUGGCGCCCGGAGAGAAACGCAGAAGGAAUGAAGAUGCUGAUCCUGAGUCGAUUGUCAUGAGAACGUCCUUAUCGAAGAGCGAGUUUGCAAGCGCCCUCGGGAUGAAAGCUGAUGCCGUUUUUGUCAAGAAAAUGUUCAACAUUGUGGACAAGGAUGGCGAUGGAAGAAUUUCUUUCCAGGAAUUCCUCGACACAGUGGUACUAUUCUCUCGUGGUGCUACAGACGACAAACUACGCAUUAUAUUCGACAUGUGCGAUAACGAUAGAAAUGGAGUCAUAGAUAAGGAAGAACUUAGCGAAAUGUUGAGAUCGCUCGUGGAAAUUGCCAGAACCACUUCGCUAAGGGACGAACAUGUUACUGAAUUGAUUGAUGGAAUGUUUUCUGAUGCUGGUCUCAAACACAAGGAUCACUUAACAUAUUCGGAUUUCAAACUAAUGAUGAAGGAAUACAAGGGGGAGUUUGUAGCCAUUGGUCUCGACUGUAAGGGCGCUAAACAAAACUUUCUUGAUACUUCCACCAACGUCGCCAGAAUGACAAGUUUCCAUAUUGAACCUUCCAUGGAACAAUCUAGGCAUUGGUUCCUCCUAAAAUGGGAUUAUUUAACCACGUUCCUAGAAGAAAACAGACAAAACAUAUUCUAUCUGUUCAUCUUCUAUGUUGUUACUAUUGGGCUAUUUGUUGAGAGAUUCGCGCAUUAUUCCUUCAUGUCGGAACAUUUAGACUUGAGGCAUAUAAUGGGAGUUGGUAUCGCGAUCACAAGAGGCUCAGCUGCGUCGUUGUCCUUCUGCUAUAGUUUGUUGUUGCUGACUAUGUCCAGGAAUUUACUGACCAAAUUGAAGGAAUUCAGUAUCCAACAGUACAUUCCCCUGGACUCCAGCAUCCAAUUCCACAAGAUAGUAGCCUGUACCGCUCUGUUCUUCUCUCUCCUGCACACAGCGGGUCACUUGGUCAACUUCUACCACGUGUCCACUCAGCCCGUGGAGAACUUGAGAUGUUUGACCAAAGAAGUGCAUUUCACUUCGGAUUUCCGACCCGGCAUUACUUAUUGGGUGUUCCAGACUGUUACUGGCGUAACAGGCGUAGCGCUGUUCAUACUAAUGUGCCUGAUCUUCGUGUUCGCACACCCCACGGUCCGCGCACGUGCAUACCCGUGGUUCUGGCGCGCACAUUCAUUGCACGUGGGACUAUAUGCACUAUGUUUAGUACAUGGUCUUGCGAGGUUGACCGGACCACCGAGAUUCUGGAUAUUCUUCUUGGGACCAGCGAUCAUUUAUAUUUUGGAUAAGGUGGUGUCGCUACGUACAGAAUAUUUGGCAUUAGAUGUGUUGGAAACAGAAAUGCUUCCAUCAGACGUCAUCAAAAUUAAGUUCUACAGACCACCAAAUCUAAAAUAUUUAUCAGGUCAAUGGGUUCGUCUAUCAUGUACCGCAUUCAAAAAGGAAGAGUACCAUUCCUUCACGCUAACAUCAGCCCCUCACGAGAACUUCCUCUCGUGUCACAUCAAAGCACAAGGACCUUGGACUUGGAAACUGAGGAACUACUUCGAUCCUUGCAAUUAUAAUCCGGAAACUCAACCAAAAAUUAGGAUACAAGGUCCAUUCGGCGGUGGGAACCAAGAUUGGUACAAGUUCGAAGUAGCAGUGAUGGUGGGAGGAGGCAUUGGAGUCACGCCGUACGCGUCUAUACUCAAUGACUUGGUGUUCGGGACCUCUACCAAUAGAUAUUCUGGGGUGGCUUGUAAGAAGGUAUACUUCCUGUGGAUCUGUCCAUCGCACAAGCACUUCGAGUGGUUCAUCGACGUGCUACGUGACGUGGAGCGCAAGGACGUCACCAGCGUGCUCGAGAUACACAUAUUUAUUACGCAGUUCUUCCAUAAGUUCGAUUUGCGGACUACUAUGCUGUACAUCUGCGAGAACCACUUCCAGCGCCUGUCCCGCACGUCCAUGUUCACGGGGCUGAAGGCGGUCAACCAUUUUGGUAGACCUGACAUGUCCUCCUUCCUUAAAUUCGUCCAAAAGAAACAUAGCUAUGUAUCAAAAAUCGGCGUGUUCUCGUGCGGUCCGCGGCCGCUCACCAAGUCCAUAAUGUCUGCGUGUGAGCAAGUCAACCGCACACGACGUUUGCCUUACUUCAUACAUCACUUCGAGAACUUUGGCUGAAAAUAUAUGCUUUUGGCGGGUCUAGCUUGUAAUAUAAAUAAAAUUUAAAUACAGAAAUCUUUUUUUUGUUACUAUAAACUUAAAAUUAGAUAUUUCAAUCUGUGGAGAAUAGACACUUUCAACUAUCGUCUGUUUAAACAAAAAUUAUACAAUGUUAUUAAAGUAAUUUUUUGUGUGAUGAAAAUUUGUAUUUUUUAACAUCCCAAUUUUAUAUUGUUUUUUUUUUUUGCAAUUUGCGUGUCAAUGUAGUCACCAUUAUCGAAUUAAAACUAUGUGUAUAGAAUUUGUAAUGAUAUAUUUAAAUGCUUUUGUAUAUUUUGCACUUAAAGUUAGAUCCGCCAUUUAUCUCUAUGAUAAGUUAAUAUUCUGAUGCUACAUUUCCUACAACACUAUGUAACAUUGUGUAACACUGCCAACUCUAUACCUGUUCAUAUAUUUGUUUUUAAUAAUUAAAAUUUAAUAAUUAAUAAGAUUUUAAACACUAGAAACUCAUGCGACUAAACCAUAUUAAUGAAUGUAAAAAUGAAUCGCCUUAAAACUUAAUUUAUUAUUUAUUGCUAGUUUAUGCUUAUAUUGUUGCUCUAAAUCUGCGAGCUAGUACAACGACCUUGCAUUUGAAUGUACAAAGUUAAUUAAAACGUUUUCAAUCAAAAUACUCAAUCAGAUUGCAGUUUUUUAUUUAUUAAAAUAUACAAAAUUAUGAAGAUGCUAUGUAAAUAAUGUAGAUAAUAUUGGAUAGAAUAUAGGUGUAGAUUUUUGUAUU
Colias croceus (clouded yellow) is the source of this 5457-nucleotide messenger RNA. RefSeq names its product dual oxidase (gene Duox). Gene Ontology annotation, biological process: response to oxidative stress. The transcript has 29 exons. The record is from RefSeq and is a predicted model, not a curated record. Lineage: Eukaryota; Metazoa; Arthropoda; Insecta; Lepidoptera; Pieridae. Gene Ontology annotation, molecular function: heme binding; peroxidase activity; calcium ion binding. Bases 201 to 4694 code for a protein of 1497 amino acids.